Molecule: messenger RNA, 966 nt
Organism: Pogona vitticeps (central bearded dragon)
Lineage: Eukaryota; Metazoa; Chordata; Lepidosauria; Squamata; Agamidae
Source: RefSeq, a predicted model, not a curated record
GGAGGUAUGUUAGGUGGUGGCUACAAGCUGACCAUGCAGAAUCUCAAUGACCGACUGGCCUCUUACCUGGACAAAGUGCGAUGCUUGGAAGAGGAAAAUGCAGAACUCGAGUGCAAAAUUAGGGACUGGUACGAUCAGCAAGCCCCACUCUAUGACACAAAGGAUUAUGGCUCUUACUACCAACAGAUUGAAGAUCUUAAACACCAGAUUAUUUGUGCCACUGUGGAUAACAGCAAGCUUGUCCUGGAUAUAGAUAACAACCGGAUGACUGCAGAUGACUUCAGAAUGAAAUAUGAAACUGAGCUGUCCCUUUGCCAGAAUGUGGAAGUUGAUGUCAAUGGUUUACGUCAAGUCCUGGAUCAACUGACCCUUUGUAGGUCUGACCUGGAGACUCAACUUGAGUCCCUCCAAGAAGAAUUGUGCUGCCUGAAGAAGAACCAUGAAGAGGAAGUGAAUUCUCUGAAGAACCAAACAACGGGAGAUGUUAGUGUGGAAGUCAAUUCUUGCCCAGGACCAGACCUGAAGAAGGUCUUGGAAGAAAUGAGGUUUCAGUAUGAAGCUAUGAUAGAGGACAACCGCAAAGAAGUUGAGCAGUGGUAUGAAAGUAAGGUGGAGGAAGUCAACAAGGAAGUCUGUAGCAGCAGCAGAGAGGUUGAGGAAUGCAACAACAAAGUGGUGGAUUUGAAGCGUCAGCUGCAGACUUUGGAAAUUGAUCUACAGGCUCAGCUCAGUUUGAGGGACACGCUUCAAGGCUCAUUGGCAGAGACGGAAUGCCGCUAUAACAACCACUUGGCCGAAAUACAGAACCAUAUUUCCUGUGUGGAGCAGCAACUGACAGAGCUGAGGGCGGAGACGGAGUGUCAGAACCAAGAAUACAAGGAUCUCCUGGAUGUCAAAUGUCGCCUGGAACAGGAGAUCAAAACGUACCGCUGCUUGUUAGAGGGAGUACAGCAUGACAUUGCGUAA